Funneliformis mosseae is the source of this 146-nucleotide messenger RNA. NCBI's taxonomy places the organism in Eukaryota, Fungi, Glomeromycota, Glomeromycetes, Glomerales, Glomeraceae. The record is from the annotation of a GenBank genome assembly.
GUGAACCACAAGUAUAUACAAAUGUUUCCAUAGCCAUUUGCAAUGAUUCAAAGUCAAAAAAACAAAAUCACGAACCCUUGCAGCAACUAAAAUUCCAUUUGGAGCAAGUUCUUAACAUUCGUGACGGUAGUAUUAUGUCCAUAUAG